Gastrolobium bilobum is the source of this 3600-nucleotide messenger RNA. RefSeq names its product coatomer subunit beta'-2. Lineage: Eukaryota; Viridiplantae; Streptophyta; Magnoliopsida; Fabales; Fabaceae. Gene Ontology annotation, biological process: endoplasmic reticulum to Golgi vesicle-mediated transport; retrograde vesicle-mediated transport, Golgi to endoplasmic reticulum; intra-Golgi vesicle-mediated transport. Gene Ontology annotation, molecular function: structural molecule activity; protein binding. The transcript is spliced from 24 exons. Gene Ontology annotation, cellular component: COPI vesicle coat. The coding region runs from base 139 to 2901 and encodes 920 amino acids. The record is from RefSeq and is a predicted model, not a curated record.
UCUGCUCUUCUAACCUCGUCGCAUUCCCUCUCUCUCUCUCUCUCUCUUUGAGCUCUUCUUUUGGGCUCUUCGAAUUCGGCUCCUGAUCUCCAACGAGUUCUCUCGAUCAAAGCUAGUUAGUUCCUUCAAUCUGCGGAAAUGCCUCUCAGACUCGAAAUCAAGCGAAAGCUUGCGCAAAGAUCAGAAAGAGUAAAAUCCGUGGAUCUACAUCCAACAGAACCAUGGAUUCUAGCCAGUUUGUACUCUGGAACUGUCUGUAUCUGGAACUACCAAUCUCAGACCAUGGCCAAGUCUUUUGAGGUUACUGAGUUACCAGUUAGGUCAGCCAAGUUUAUUGCACGCAAACAGUGGGUUGUUGCUGGAGCGGAUGAUAUGUUUAUUCGUGUAUAUAAUUACAACACAAUGGAUAAAGUUAAAGUAUUUGAGGCACAUACAGAUUACAUUAGGUGUGUGGCAGUUCAUCCUACACUUCCUUAUGUGCUGUCAUCAUCUGAUGAUAUGCUGAUAAAGCUAUGGGAUUGGGAAAAGGGCUGGGUCUGUACCCAGAUAUUUGAGGGACAUUCUCAUUAUGUCAUGCAAGUGACAUUUAAUCCUAAAGACACAAACACCUUUGCCAGUGCAUCUCUUGAUCGCACCAUAAAGAUUUGGAAUCUUGGCUCUCCUGACCCCAAUUUUACAUUGGAUGCCCACCAGAAAGGAGUGAAUUGUGUUGAUUACUUUACAGGUGGUGACAAACCUUAUCUAAUUACUGGUUCUGAUGAUUACACUGCCAAGGUAUGGGAUUAUCAGACUAAAAGUUGUGUCCAGACUCUAGAAGGUCACACACACAAUGUAUCUGCUGUAUGCUUUCAUCCUGAACUUCCUAUAAUCAUUACUGGCUCUGAGGAUGGUACAGUGCGCAUUUGGCAUUCAACAACUUAUAGGCUUGAGAACACAUUGAACUAUGGUCUUGAAAGAGUUUGGGCUGUUGGAUACCUGAAGGGUUCACGUCGGGUUGUGAUUGGCUAUGAUGAAGGUACUAUUAUGGUCAAACUUGGUCGAGAAGAACCAGUAGCCAGCAUGGACAACAGUGGGAAAAUCAUUUGGGCUAAGCAUAAUGAAAUUCAGACUGCCAAUAUAAGGAGUGUAGGAGCAGAUAUGGAAAUUGCUGAUGGAGAAAGGUUACCAUUGGGUGUUAAGGAGUUGGGUACCUGUGAUCUCUACCCACAAAGUUUAAGGCACAAUCCAAAUGGGAGGUUUGUUGUUGUUUGUGGAGAUGGUGAGUAUAUUAUAUACACUGCUUUGGCAUGGAGAAAUAGAUCAUUUGGUUCAGCACUGGAAUUCGUUUGGUCUUCGGAUGGAGAGUAUGCUGUGAGAGAAAGUACAUCGAAGAUUAAAAUUUUCAGCAAAACCUUCCAGGAAAAAAAGAGUAUAAGACCGACUUUUUCAGCUGAACGAAUAUUUGGUGGUACCGUAUUGGCAAUAUGCUCAAAUGAUUUUAUCUGCUUUUAUGAUUGGGCUGAAUGCAGGUUGAUUCGUCGCAUUGAUGUUAAUGUGAAAAACCUCUACUGGGCUGAUAGUGGUGAUCUAGUGGCGAUUGCAAGUGAUACAUCAUUCUACAUCCUGAAGUACAAUCGUGAUGUUGUUGCAUCAUAUUUAGAUAGUGGACGACCUGGAGAUGAGCAAGGUGUUGAAGAUGCCUUUGAGCUCCUGCACGAAAUGAGUGAACGUGUCAGGACUGGGGUUUGGGUUGGGGAUUGUUUUAUCUACAACAAUUCCUCUUGGAGGCUUAAUUACUGUGUUGGUGGUGAGGUAACUACAAUGUUUCAUUUGGACCGUCCGAUGUACUUGUUGGGAUAUCUUGCCAGCCAAAGUAGGGUCUAUUUGAUAGACAAAGAGUUCAAUGUUAUGGGAUACACGCUGCUUUUAAGCUUGAUCGAGUACAAGACUCUUGUGAUGCGUGGUGAUUUGGAGAGGGCCAAUGAAGUUCUACCAUCAAUUCCUAAAGAGCAUCAUAACAGUGUGGCUCGAUUCCUGGAAUCAAGAGGGAUGAUAGAGGAUGCUCUUGAAGUUGCUACUGAUCCUGAUUACAGGUUCGAUCUAGCCAUACAACUUGGAAGAUUAGAGGUUGCAAAGGAUAUUGCCACAGAAGUGCAGAGUGAGUCUAAAUGGAAGCAGUUGGGAGAAUUAGCUAUGUCUACUGGAAAGUUAGAAAUGGCUGAGGACUGUUUGAAACAUGCAAUGGAUUUGAGUGGAUUGUUGCUGCUAUAUUCUUCUUUAGGAGAUGCUGAAGGAAUAUCAAAACUUGCAAAUCUUGCUAAAGAGCAAGGAAAGAACAAUGUCGCAUUCCUUUGCUUAUUUAUGUUGGGUAAACUUGAAGACUGCCUUCAACUGUUGGUAGAAAGCAAUCGGAUUCCAGAGGCUGCUUUAAUGGCUCGAUCUUAUCUCCCAAGCAAGGUCUCAGAGAUAGUGGCGAUUUGGAGAAAAGAUCUCAGUAAGGUUAAUCCAAAAGCUGCUGAAUCAUUGGCUGAUCCCGAGGAGUAUCCUAAUUUAUUUGAAGAUUGGCAAGUUGCACUUGCUGUUGAAUCUAAGGCUGCAGAAACAAGGGGUGUUUACCCUCCUGCGGAGGAGUAUGUCAACCAUGCUGAUAAAUCACACGUCACCCUUGUUGAAGCUUUCAGAAACAUGCAGAUCGAAGAAGGAGAACAGCCUCUUGAGAAUGGAGACUCUAAUCAUGAGUUGACCGAACAAAAUGGAGAAGAGGACUAUACUGAGCAACACGAGGAACAGAAUGGAGAAGAAGGAAGCCAAGAGGAGGCAGUUGUAGUGGAUGCCGAUUCUUCAGAUGGUGCAGUCCUCGUUAAUGGUAGCGAGGCUGACGAAGAGUAUGGUACGAAUAAUGAAGGAGCCCCGUCAGCCUAAAAGCAAUUGGUUGGGGCGGUGUGAAAAUCGAAAUUUUGUCUCUGGUGAUUAAUUGUUUCUGAAGUGCCAUUUCUAACUCGCUUUUUGACACCUAGCUGUUUUGACCAUAACUACUACUACCACCUGAGUCCUACCAAUUCUAGUUUUAUUUUUUAGUGUAUCAUAUACUUUACUACAACUAGGCUGUAUAUUUGGGAUUUAGAUAGGAAAUUAUAAAAUACGUCCGUUGUUAGUAGUAAAUCAUUGACCAAAUCUCACAAUUCUCAUGACCUAUUUUCCAUAAUUUUGUACGGCGAUUUGGCUUGGGAUUUUUUUAACAUUUUACUGCUUGAGCAAUCUUGUGGGUAUAAUUAAUGCUAAAUGUUUCCGGUAUACUCUUUCUGUUGGGUAAAUGAUGUUAAGAUCACAAUGAAUUAUGGGUUAUAUCUUAUUUUCGAUCUCGUUAAAGCUUCCGGAGUGGCUACUGAUCUUUUUUUUAUUGCAUGCUAGCGGUCUUAAAAUUAAAAUGUGGUAAUACCUGGCUUUUUGUACUCAUCCUCGAUAAACCUUUGUUGUAUUUUUUAUAUAAUUUAUUGCUACUUUGCAAACUUCUAUCACGUAAUUGUCUAGUUUUGCCAUAUUAUUUACCUCAAUUAUGAAUAUAUCGUCCAUAAUCUAUUUUCCAUUUAAAAUUUAGUCUGAUUAGUUGGUUCUUCGUCC